Terrapene triunguis (Three-toed box turtle) is the source of this 3141-nucleotide messenger RNA. It is a transcript of the gene GMEB1, whose product is annotated as glucocorticoid modulatory element binding protein 1. Gene Ontology annotation, molecular function: DNA-binding transcription activator activity, RNA polymerase II-specific; RNA polymerase II cis-regulatory region sequence-specific DNA binding. NCBI's taxonomy places the organism in Eukaryota, Metazoa, Chordata, Testudines, Emydidae. The transcript has 10 exons. Gene Ontology annotation, biological process: positive regulation of transcription by RNA polymerase II. The coding region runs from base 461 to 2716 and encodes 751 amino acids. Gene Ontology annotation, cellular component: nucleus. The record is from RefSeq and is a predicted model, not a curated record.
UGUCUGCUGUUAAAAUGUUUGUGAAUAUGGUACUGUGGGGUUCUGUGUUUUUUGUCUCUCGCUGAUAGCAGAUCUAAAUGGUCUCAAUUGGCUGCUCUGCAAGCUGAGAGGUACGCUCUCUGGCUUAUACAUGCCCAUCAUCAGAAGCCCAAUAUCCCCUUCUCUUUCAUGGCACCUGUUGCACUUCAGUUUGCUUCUGCAGCAUGGAGUUUUAUCAACAACUAGUGCUCCCCUUCACCUGCUCAGAGAUUGAGAAUCGUUCUUCUGUAAGCAUCUCAGCUCCCACUAGUCCAAUAUCAUUUUGUUAACUGCGGCAGGACUGCUGGCGACGGUUGCUCUUCCAUUUUGACACCAUAGAGCAUUCUUGUUCUUCCCCUGAGAGUGAAACCAGGGUAAAUAGCUGCCUCUGCUUGUCCGCUACAGCACGCUUGCCACCCAGCCCUUUGACUGCAUGUGAGAAAUGGCAAAUGCCGAAGUGAGCGUCCCUGUGGGGGAUGUGGUGGUUGUACCAAGCGAAGGAAAUGAAGGGGAGAACCCGGAAGAUACCAAAACCCAAGUGAUACUACAGCUACAGCCAGUGCAACAGGGUUUGUUUAUCGAUGGACACUUUUACAACAGGAUUUACGAAGAGGGCUCUGAGACCAGUGCCGCUGUGGUGGCUGUAGAAACACAUACCAUACACAAACUAGAAGAAGGGAUUGACCCCAGCACCAUUGAAACUAACGAGGAAAUUGAGAUUGCCUACCCCAUCACCUGUGGGGAGAGCAAAGCCAUCCUCCUCUGGAAGAAGUUUGUCUGUCCAGGAAUUAAUGUCAAGUGCGUCAAGUUUAAUGACCAGUUGAUCAGCCCUAAGCACUUUGUUCACUUGGCUGGCAAGUCUACCCUGAAGGACUGGAAGAGAGCCAUUCGCCUUGGAGGAAUCAUGUUGAGGAAGAUGAUGGACUCUGGGCAAAUCGACUUCUACCAGCAUGACAAGGUUUGCACCAACACCUGUCGAAGCACCAAAUUUGAUCUCCUGAUCAGCAGUGCCAGAGCACCAGUGCCGGGGCAACAGACAAGUGUGGUGCAGACGCCCACAUCAGCUGAUGGGAGCAUCACCCAAAUCGCAUUGUCCGAGGAGAGCAUGGAGGAGGGGAUUGAAUGGAACUCUGCUCUGACGGCUGCUGUCACCAUGGCCACUGAGGAGGGCAUCAAGAAGGACACAGAGGAGAUUUCGGAGGACACACUGAUGUUCUGGAAAGGAAUAGCCGAUGUGGGGCUGAUGGAAGAGGUCGUCUGCAACAUCCAGAAAGAGAUAGAAGAGGUGCUGAAAGGUGUCCAGCAGAGGCUCGGCCAAUCUCCCUUCCAGAUCACAGAUGCUGCAGUCCUGAAUAAUGUGGCGCACACUUUUGGCCUGAUGGACACAGUCAAGAAAGUUUUGGACAACAGGAAAAGCCAAACAGAGCAGGGAGAAGAGCAGUUUCUUUAUACUUUAGCAGACUUGGAACGCCAGCUGGAGGAGCAGAAGAAGCUCGCCAGGGAUCAGAAGAUGAAGUCUCAGACGAUCCAGAACGUGGUGCUGAUGCCAGUCAGUGCUCCGAAACCCCCUAAGAGACCUCGUUUGCAGCGCCCGGCCUCAGCCACAGUCUUGAGUCCCUCCACCCCUGUCCAGCAGCCUCAGUUCACAGUCAUCUCACCCAUUGCCAUCGCACCUAUGGGACAGCAAUUCUCAGUGGGCAACAUUCCAGUGGCAACCAUCAGCCAGGGAUCCAGCCCAGUGACUCUCCACACCUUGCCAUCCUCACAGCUCUUCCGAUAUGCCACCGUGGUGUCUUCCUCCAAGUCCAGUUCAUCUGACACUGUAACCCUUCAUCCGUCCUCGAGCUUGGCCCUGCUGAGCUCAGCUGCUAUGCAGGACAGCGGUGGGCUGGCUAAUGUGGCCACGGUGGUGAACCCUGUGGAACUGGUGGCCAUGGAGUCUGGCCUGACCUCUACCAUCCAAGCUGUAGAGGGCACCUCAGAAGAUGGACAGACCAUCAUAGAGAUAGACCCGGCACCAGAUCCUGAAGCAGAGACUGAGGAAUCAGAGGGCAAAGCUGUGAUUUUGGAAACUGAGCUGAGGACAGAGGAGAAAGUGAUGGCAGAUGUUGAGGACCAUCAGCACCAGUCCAAAAACGGGAAAAGCUGGAGAAACAUGGAGAGGCCCAAGAAAAGGCUCCAUCUCCAUGGAGUGAUGGACAAAAUCAACCCUUUCUGCAGGGAGGAAGGAGGAGUGAUUCUGCAGACCAGAAGGGGAGAGCACCUUUCCUUCCUGAGAGCGCACAGUGAUACAGUCCAUAUUCUCGUUUUUGCCCAGGCUAGGACUAUUUUAUUUGAGAGAGACUCUCUGGCCAGUAACUGGAGCAUUGAUCUUACUGCUGGAAGGGGUUGGUUAUUGCUUUGGGGGAAACAGGUACCUCAUUUUUAUUUUUUCCCAGGGAAGGGAAUUCUGUCCAACUCCUCAUUAUCAACUAUGCUGGUAUUUUGCUUUUGGCAAGGAAGCAGCAACCCUGACUGUAGUGUUCAUUGUCCCCUUUCCCACACCCUGUGGGUUUUUUUGUUUGUUUUGUUUUUUUGCUUUGCUCUCCCUUCCCCUUUCCAGAUCUGCUGGCUGCUAAAGUGCUUAAGCUGCUUUUGGGUUCUGUCACCCAAAUCCUGCUUCUUCCCUUCCUGGCCUUCUCCCUCCCAGGCCUUGUAAGUUUCUUUGCUGCAGGACACUGUUACAAGACACUGCUCGCUUAAGCCUGGUGCGUAAAGGAGAAGAAUCAACCCACUGGUAAAAACACAGCCCUCCCUUUAGCAUAGCGCUGACCUCCUGGAUGUAUAAAGCGUGUGUUGUGCUGUUGCUUCCUGGGAGAGCUGGACUCCACGGGGCAGGAGCCCCAUCUGUUUAUGCCGCACGCUGGAAACUGUACUUGCUAGUUGCUACAUGUUGGUGUGUGAGUUUUUUCUUUUUUUCCCUUAAUCUAUUUGCAGGAUUAGAACGGGCAUAUUAUUUUAGCGUUGUGACUGCCUCAGCAUCCCCGCUCCCCCCGCCACUUCUUUAGUGGGGGGGCUCUUUUGUUUCUUUGUGGGGCGAGGAAGGGAAGGAGGGAAUCUAUUUUUAGUUCAACUGUUGAAUUG